Vollenhovia emeryi is the source of this 1964-nucleotide messenger RNA. RefSeq lists its product as uncharacterized. The record is from RefSeq and is a predicted model, not a curated record. The transcript has 4 exons. Lineage: Eukaryota; Metazoa; Arthropoda; Insecta; Hymenoptera; Formicidae. Bases 844 to 1404 code for a protein of 186 amino acids.
UUCAAUCUAAUCCCAAUCCCAAUUCGUAGUCUGAUACAGCCUAAGUCACUCAGCAGUGUCGCCAACAUGAAGACUUGUUGUGCGUGUCGUUCUUAACUUUUUAAUGCACGGUAUAAUUGUGAUUUCACGUAUUAAAUUAAAAUACUCUUCUUGGAAACAUACAACGGCUUUGACGUAGAUAAAAUUGUUAAAUCGUUAAAUUGUUACGUGAGUGCAACGGGUUACUAGCAAUAAGAGAUAGGUUAAGGACGACACACACAACAAGUCUUCAUGUUGGCGACACUACUAAUUAAGUUAAUCGUCGAUUAAAGUUAAUCGGAGUCGGUUAAAGUGGCCCUUACACUGCCUUAAAUUACACUUCAACGGGCAAUUUAUGUAGGUAUCAUUUGGACGACUCUUUAACAUACAUCUUUUUAUUUUAUCGAUAUUCUUUUAUCUUAUACGUAUUUUCACUUCGGCCGGUUUUUUAGACAAAAAUUUCACCGUAAAGGUUAUCGGCAUACGAUAAAAUGCUACACGUGCGACAGAUACGCAAUUUGGACUGAACAUAAUCUACACGCUAAUUGUAAGAUAAAUAUUUGUUGUUACUUACGGAUCAUCGCGUACUUCACCGAUUACAGUUUGCUUUGCGAUAUCCAUUAUAAAUGCGGGGAAUAUCGUUAUGUAUUCCCACUUAAUUAGUUACACUGUUUUGGCACUCUCGGCGGUGACAAGAGUAUAAAGUCGGCAUCCGAUCCGUCGGGGAGGCGCGAAAGCCGCGUGUAGCAAGCGUUUCCACUGUGAAAUCUAGUGAGCAUAGUAUUGCAACUUUUGUAUUUGCGUGACUGAGGAUAUCCGACAAUCAUGUGGGCCACUUCGCUGGAAACGUUCUUGCUUCUUUUUACCUUGAAAACACUCGUCGCCGUGGGAAACACGUAUCCGACUACCGGUUUGGACACAGAGCCUAUAACAAAUAACAUAAUGGCGCCCAUAAACGACACAGCCGCACCAGUUGAGCCUUACAUAUGUGUUUAUAUAUCACUGGAUAUAGAUCCUUGUAAAUUCACCAGUUACAAAGGAAUCCUCACGAGCUUCCAGCGCGCAAUGUUGAAAAAUAAAGAUCGCAAAUUAUUCGAGAGUAAUAAAACAUACUUUGCGCCACGCCCAUCGAAAAAGCUUCCAGGGCAGCAAACUAUAAUAUAUGAAGUAAUAGGAUGCGUGCCGCCGAGAUUGCCCUUUGUUCUACCUUGGUGCACCGACCAAGAUCUCUCCGAUAAGAAGCGCGAGAUCAACCAACUUUAUGCCUUCGAGACAAAAGGCGUUUCAAAAGUACCAUACGAAUUUCCUAGUGACGAUCGUGUUAAAACUCUUCGUUUAUACCGCGAACUUCGUAAGAAAAAUCGCUCGAUAAUAAAGUCAGCAUAACGUGUGACGUACACUGUUGUGUGAACUAAUUAACGAAUUUAAACGGCUGUAAACGGUCGUAUUUAAUGCACAGCGAUAUUGAACAAAAAGAUACAUAAUAAAUUUCGUAAUUUUUCACUUUUAUUAACGAGAUUUUCAUAAACAAGACAAAAUGUCUAAUAUAUAAAAAUUAGAUACGUAAGAAAAAGUAUGUAAGAAAAGUGACACAGUAUAUAUAGAAAAGCGCAUAUAUUUUACAAAGAUUGACGCUUGUAAAAAUAACUUGAAAGAAUAAUUGCACGUACACAGCUCAACGGAAGACAGCCAAGUGAGAUACCGUAUAAUUAAAAAUUUCUUUAACCUUAAUGAUCGUUUAAUUAGCAAUAGACUAUAGUAAAUAGUGAAAGUGAUACAAUAAUGUGAUUGUUGGUUUUGCCUUCGUUUAAUAUGACAGUACUUUUGAUAACAAUAUUGUACAUCAAAUUUUGUAACGAUAACAAAAUAAUAAUCUAGUACUAAUCCUGAUGUAAAAUUAUGCUAUACGUUGUUGUCAUAUUAAUAAAAAAAAAGUGAAAUACAGA